Messenger RNA from Vicia villosa (hairy vetch), 1563 nucleotides. RefSeq lists its product as uncharacterized. Lineage: Eukaryota; Viridiplantae; Streptophyta; Magnoliopsida; Fabales; Fabaceae. The coding region runs from base 1 to 1563 and encodes 520 amino acids. The record is from RefSeq and is a predicted model, not a curated record. The transcript is spliced from 3 exons.
AUGAGGAGGUUUUUGGUUCCUAGAACAAGUAUUGAGAAAGUGAAUGUUAAGCAAUCGGAAGCCGAAGUAGAAGAAACACCCCCUAAUGUGGCCAACGAGUUUAAUCCAAAUGAGAUUGUGCGUGAUCCAGGAUGUAGGAAACAAAUUCACGAGUAUGCUCCUGAUAUUCAAGACCAAGUGAGGAGGGCAUAUAUAUUUAAGGGUCCAACGCAACCAGAUUUAGCAAGAUUUCCUCGUACUCAAUUUGGGAAGUCUUCAAGAGCAUUUUGUAAAGCUUGGUAUAAGAGUUAUACAUGGAUUGAAUACAGUGAGUCAAAGGAUGCAACUUAUUGUUUCUAUUGCUUUCUCUUUAAGCCUCCCGGGAGGGCCGAACACUUUGGUUAUGAAGUCUUCAACAAAGACGGAUUUAAAGAUUGGAAGCAUGCAUCUAAAGCCUUUAAAGAUCAUAUUGGUAGUCAUGAUAGUAAGCACAACUCAUGUAUGAAGCACUAUGAUGAUUAUAAUAAUCAAAGACAAAGUGUGACAAGUAUCUUUGCUAGAGCAACUAGGGAAUCAGAAGAAUUGUAUAAGAUCCGUUUGACUUGUUCUUUAGAUUGUACUAGAUAUCUCAUAGCACAAGGCAUUGCUUUCCGUGGCCAUGAUGAAAGCUCUACUUCUCUAAACAAGGGAAAUUUUAGAGAGAUGGUGGAUUGGGUAAAAUUUAAUGAUGAAAAAGUAAGAGAUGCUUUUGAUCGUGGUCCAAAAAAUUGCACAAUGACUUCCCGUGACAUUCAAAAGGAGCUUGCAAUGUGUUGUGCACAUGAAGUCACCAAGGUGAUUAUGGAAGAGCUUGGUGAUAGACAAUUCUCUGUGCUUAUUGAUGAGUCACGUGAUAUAUCUGUCAAAGAACAAAUGGCGGUGAUGUUGAGGUUCUUGAACGACAAAGGGAAAGUUGUGGAACAAUUUAUUGCUCUACAUCAUGUCAAAUAUACUACAUCUGAGGCACUAAAGGAUGCUCUUUAUGGUAUUCUUGAUCGCCACACGUUAUCUAUUUCAAGGAUACGAGGGCAAGGAUAUGAUGGGGCUUCAAAUAUGAGAGGUGAGUUUAAUGGUUUACAAAGAAAGAUUCUAGAUGAAAACCCUUAUGCUUUCUAUGUCCAUUGUUAUGCUCACCGUUUGCAAUUGGUGGUUGUGUCCGUUGCUAGUAGUUGCUCAUCUAUUCAUGAUUUCUUUGAGUACAUCUCCUUGAUUGUAACCACAACAAGUGCAUCUUGCAAGAGAAAUUAUGCUUUGAAGGAGGCACAACACCGAGAAAUUUUGAAUAGACUUGAGAGUGGUGAGAUAUCUCAAGGAAAGGGCUUGCACCAAUCAUCUAGUCUUGCUAGACCCGGAGAUACUAGAUGGGGUUCACAUUAUACUACCUUGAUUCGUUUGGAUCAGAUGUGGUCCUCCGUGUUAGAGGUGCUUAUUAUUGUUGAUGAAGAUGGACGUGGACCAUCCCAAGCGGCGGGUUUGAUAGAAAAAAUGGAGAGCUUUAAAUUUGCUUUCAUUUUGAAGUUUAUGUUAAAUUUUCUUAAUUUUUGA